AUGAUGUCCGUUAAUGAAUGUCUGCCAUUAUUAGUGCAAUUACAAGAAUCCACCAUAGAUUUGAACAAUAACUUGGUUGAAAUACUAGGCGUUGUCAAGCCAAAGAAAUCUACAACAUCUUCACUUGCCUCGGUCACGAGAGGCUUGUACACAAAACACAACAAGUUAUUGAACCUUCUAAAUAAAACAUUAUCUAAUAUCGAGACCAAGAGUAUGGGUGAAAUUGAAGCAUUCAAAGCUUUUGUCAAUGAUUUUAUCUUGUGGUUAGAUGAUGGUACUGUGCUCUUGUUUGAAAAAUACUCUCAGGAAUGGAAAUUACAUGAGGCCAGUGAUAAUACUACAGAAUGUCUAUUGAUUGGUCCUAUAAAAAACUUGUCCAAAUUCAUUAAAUUUAUGAACUCAUGUUCAGAACAUUUAAGAAAUCCAUUUGUCCUAGAUAAGUUAAACAUUCACAGCUCGAAAUUAAAGGAAAUUGUCGACAACCAUAAAACUGAUGUCUUCUCCAAGAAGAUGAAUAAUAUUAAAUUUUCCAAUAUUAGAACUUUCACUUCAGGCACUCUUGUCAGCAACGAAUUGGUUUCAAGUUACUUCACUGUGGACCAAAUUUUGGAAAGAACAGGACAUGCCAAACUUUUAUUGGCAGGAAAGACCCCAAUUGAACUUAUUUUGUUGGACCUUAUUGGUACUGAAACUUCAAAUGCUUUAGCCAUUUUGUCUAUUGAUACUGAAAAUGAUGUUGAAGUUUCGCGUUCUUUGCUCUAUCCUCCAUUUAGAGUGAACGAGUUGUCCUUGUCACAUACUACAGAUUCAAUUGAAUUGAGAGCAAUUGACUUUUUAUCACCAGAUUCAACAAACACCAAGUCAAUCACCAUCUCAUGUGACGACGAACAUCUUGUGAAUGCUUGGGUUGCUAAAUUAUCAGGUAUAUGCCCGUUAGAACGUAAUAAUUCUCCUGUCAGUGAUCAGUUCUUGCUUGAGUCACAUUCUAGUCCAGCUGAAUCAUUAUCUGGCUUUGGUAUUAAUGUUAUUUCCGACUCAGAACACAAGAAAUCAUUGUCUUCAGAUGAAGCUAAUACGGCUCCAUCCUCUCCAACAAAGAAAAAGCCAUUCCAAGAAUUAAUUGACUCACCAACACUUUCUCCUAUCAAGUCAACCUUUGUCGCACCAAAUAGUGCUGAGUUAACUAAUAGUGAUGCUGAUGAAUUGAUGGACCUCAAAUUAGAUUCAAGCUCCAGUUCUUCAGUGAUAAGUAACGAGGAAGCCAAUUUAGAAUCUAAAUUUAAUCGUACAUUGCCAUUGAUCAAAAAGACUCUAUCUAAAAGCAAUGAAUUGGAAGAAACCUGCAAACAAGAGGCUGAAGAUGAUGAUGAUAAAUAUUUCCAAAUUAUCAACAGAAAGAAAUUAUCAGACGAAUAUUCUACUGCUGCUGAGGAGAAACAUAAAUCUUCUACAGGCGAAAUUUCCUUCGUCGAAUCUUCUCCUGAAGGAAGCGAGCCAUCUGCUGAUAUUGACACUAUUGAUGAGGAAGAAGUUGCUAUAAUUAAUGCAGGAGUUGAGAGUCAUGCUCCAUAUCAAAAAAGUUUUGCAAGUUCUGUACCGGAUUUAAACAAACCAGCCAGACAAUCUAAUUUAUACCAAUUAUCUACAGGUUCAGCUGUUGACAUUAACAACUUUGGUAAGAGUUAUAAACCAUCAUUUGCCAUGGGUGUUCAUAAUAAUGAUUCAUCCACAUCGGUCUCGUCAAGCAAGAGCAAUAAGCAGAGAAGAAAAUCUAUUUUCAGUCUUUUCAAAAAGUCAUCCAGAUCAAGUUUGGUUGAAACCCCUGGCUUUGAAACAGUUCCAAGUUCAAAGCCAACUCCAGUUCCAAAACGUCGUAAUAUGAGUACCAGUAGUACUAAUCUUGCAACUACAAUUAUUGAAGAAUCACCUCAAGAAAUCGAAAAGGAAGCAUUAAUGUCUAGAUCAGAAUCAACCUUGCCAUCAUCUUCUUCUACUAUUAUUUUCAACCAAGCUAAAGAAAACUCCUCCAGUACUAGUUUAAUUAAUCGUAACUCACCAGCAACUCCAGAAAUUGUUGAAGAAGAUUUGGUUAUUCCACAGGAAUUGAAGAACACAAUUAAUGAGGAAUCUACUCUUGAUUUCUAUAUUUCCCAAUCAUCUCCAAAAUCAUUGAAAAUAUCCAAAUGGAAACAACAAAAAUGGGAAGCUGCAACUGGGGCAGAAAAUUUGUUUGUCAAAAUUGCAAUUAACUACGAUAUGAACAAAUGUUGGUUUAUCAUUUUCAAGGAAUAUUUCGAUGAAGAACUCCAAGAAGAAGUUGACAAAGCAAUCAUGUUGUUGAAUAUUGCUCCUUCGGUUACUGAUCUUAGAAAAUCAUCUGCUAUUGAUUUGCAAAUUAAUACAACCAAUGCCAUCAAUGAUGAAAAGAUUUUAAUGAUGAUUAGAUGCUCCAAUGGGUCAUUGGCCAACGAGAUUCAUAGCAAUAUUGAAAAUGCGUUGGGUGCAUUAACCAGUACUACUUCAAGAAGUCAAAGUUAUGGAUCCUUGAGAGCCUCUAAAUUGUUGGCUUCCGAUAAUACAUUGGGUUCUUCUGUUAUGGAUUUAACUAAUCCAAGUCAAUCAUCAACAUUUACAAGUUUUUCAUCCUUUGGGGUUUCAACAGUUAGUCCAAAAAUCAAGUCACAAUCCAUUGAUGCUGAUGAAGUGUACAAUGCUUGUAUUAUUCAUAAUCCUACUUCAUUCCACAUUGGCAAAAUUGAUCUGAUGCAAAUUAGAUUACAGAAACAAUUGGAAAAUUACAGUCAAAUCAAUGUUCCUUCUUCAUGGAAAAUUUUAUCAAUGUAUAACUUGAACAUUGAAGAAAUCAUUGAUGACCUCACUCUGAGAAAAUAUUACCAUUUCACAUUGGUUAAAGAAGAUGAUGAAAAUGACGAAUUCAAAUGGUUGGUUCCUGAUGAUAAUAAAUUUGAUUAUUUGGAAAGAAUUGGUAAAGCUGGGUUAUUGGUUAAACAUAAUGAUAAUGAAAUUUACAUGAUUGAAUGUAGAGGUAAGAGGGAAUUCAAAUCGUUGUAUGAAAUAUUCUAG
Candida tropicalis MYA-3404 is the source of this 3084-nucleotide messenger RNA. RefSeq lists its product as uncharacterized. The transcript has a single exon. The record is from RefSeq and is a predicted model, not a curated record. NCBI's taxonomy places the organism in Eukaryota, Fungi, Ascomycota, Pichiomycetes, Serinales, Debaryomycetaceae. Bases 1 to 3084 code for a protein of 1027 amino acids.